Messenger RNA from Pomacea canaliculata, 3229 nucleotides. RefSeq lists its product as uncharacterized. The record is from RefSeq and is a predicted model, not a curated record. The transcript is spliced from 10 exons. Lineage: Eukaryota; Metazoa; Mollusca; Gastropoda; Architaenioglossa; Ampullariidae. The coding region runs from base 106 to 855 and encodes 249 amino acids.
UCACUCUCGUACUUCCGGAGGAAGCUAGUAUGAAGACGUUAAAAAAGAUCCGUGAUGUUAUAGUUGUGAUAUAUUUAUCUCCAUCGUCUAUUAUCAGCUUUGAAAAUGACUGAUAAGCACCAUAUUUCCAGUACAACACUCAGAAUAUUCAAACAGAAUAUUCAUAAAGAGAGAAGAAGAACAUUUUAUAUAAUUCUGCUUUUGGACAUAUGGAUAUACUCAUCUGGAGCAGCUGUGGUUACAGAUUGCCCUGGGGAAGUAGACUUACUAACGCAUGUUAACAUAACAUGCAACUUUGGAAACAAGCCUCUACAAGACAGCUUUCGCAUUAGCUUGAUACGGAGAAUAAAUUCAAGUGAUCAACGAAAGAAUGUCUUAACUUGUCAGUGGCAGGGGACAAAGCACUUUUGUAUCCCCCUGCGUGGAUAUGACUAUUAUACUCCAAUAACAAACAGUGUAGUUCUAGUCAUUAAAAAUGUCAGUUCCGAAAACCUUGGAUCAUACAUUUGUCAGAGGAUUCAGUCUGACGAGAGCGAUACACCUUGUGAAAUCAAGCUGAGAGAUCCAUUUGAUAAUGCAACUCAAGAGAUCCCAGGUAACCAAACAACAGAUCCAUUUGAUAACGCAACUCAAGAGAUCCCAGGUAGCCAAACAGCAGUGCCAAAGGAGGAGGCUAAAGACUCGCUAAACGUCGGUCUUAUUGUAGGUCUGUGUGUGGGCCUGCCUCUUGUUAUUAUUCCACUAUUUGCAAUAGUGUAUUACUUCAAAAUCAAGAAGCCUGGAAUAUCUAGCGAACAGGAAAUGUCCCAUGUGGACAGUAACAGAGAGAGAGACUCUGAGGCAACAAGUGUUUAAAGUUUCAUGCCCAAGAUGAUAAAAUGAAACGAAGAGAGAAUGGCUGCUAUAAGCACAUGAAACACAGCUGUCCUUAUUCAACAUGGAUGAAAACAAUUGGGGAAGUGUGUCACAAAUUCCAAAGUCUCAUGAUUUGUCAGAUAUAACCAGCACAAGGCUAGGCCUGUAUUUAGAAGAAAAUCUUUGAUGUUUCACAAGAAAUCAUACUAAUCAAAGAGGGAUAUAUACACAGAGAAAUGAUUCAUCUUAAAUCUGACUGUGAUCACCUUCCUUAGAUUAAUGUUAUCAUUGGUUCUGAAGUGCUUUAGCAAAUGGCCACCAAAGAGAAAACUCAGCUGCAUGUGCCAAUGUUAAGUUAAUUAUUAUUGAUAUGUGUUUGAAAAUCAUCUUGAUCAGAUUCUGUCUUGUGCAUCUUAUGGACAAAAUGUGCAAUCAUAUACAUAAUGUUUAGCUGAUGCAGGAAGGUAAUAUGAUAUUUCCUUUUUGCAUUGGCUAAGCAAUCUGUUUCUUUGAAUUCUGUGCCAUUGUAAUAUUUUUUAUUACAAUUAUUUAAAUUUUUGGCAUUGAAAUAAUUUUUACAAGCUUUGUAUUGCAGCUACAAGUAAUUUUAUUUUCCGUCUUCUCAGAACCUCUAGAAAUAUGACAUUCAGUGAUGUAUGUUCACAAUCAUGCAUCAUUCUCCAGCAUUGUCUUUAGCCUUGUCGUAGAAAAUUUAUGCUUGCCAUUUUGGAUUGCCUGUUUUUUACAUGUUUGGCAUGAUACCUGAUUCAUUGCGAAAUAUAGAUUAAUAUUAUUUAUUUAAUGAUUAUAAAUUAGAUGACACAAUACAAAAUGUUCUCAUUUGUUUUUGUAAAUGCUAAAAACAGCUAGAUAUUCAAGUCAUCAAAUAUUUUAAAAAUACUCAGAUAUUGUACUAGUCAAAUUAGGUAUUAAUUGGAAAGCAAAAGUAUUUUUGUCAUAUGUCAUUUUGUUAUAUGAACGGGACUUUAUAUUUUUAGAAUGGUCUCAUCAGAUUGGUCAUUUAAAUAUUUUACUUUAAUUUUUUCAAAGUUCAAAAAAAUGUAUCUAUGUUAUUCUAACUGAUGAAGUUUUGCUUGUAGUUAGUCAGGUUCAGACUGUUAAGUGUUGAUUGUUGUACUGCACUACCAUCAGUAUGUGUGUAACCUUACUUAAAUGGUAUGUAAAUCAAUUCUUGAAAAGUGACCAUUGUAUGUUGUAUUUUGUAUAACUACUUUGUUAUUUUGGAUCUGAUUUACCCAGAGAUAUUUAUUUUUCUUGUGGUCUUGCUUGGUGUGAGACGUAGCUCAGUUUGCUGAGGAAAAGUUUACUCCUUUUUGGUCUGAUUGGUGGGGGGAAGGAGGAUGCAGGCUUAAGGAUCUGGAGGGAUGCAGUAGGUGACAAGGUUCUCCACAAUGGCCUUUGUUAUGAAUCAAUAUUUGGCCUUGAAUGCCUGGAUCCUUUUUUUGUGUGUGUGUAAGAUGCAGUUUUCACUGAUUGCACAUGUCAUGUAUAAGUCAGUACAUGUUAAUAUUAAUGUUAAUGUUAAUGUUGACAUGCAUAAGAGUCAACUUUUAAAAAAAUUUUACCUCCACAGAACAGAAUAUGAUCAUACUACAUUUUACCAUGCAGAAGUCAUGUAUCUACAGACAGCAUUUACUAGUCCCUGAUUUACAUUAUGUCUGCCUUCAUGAAAGAACUAACUUGUUCAUGGUUUUAUUCUGCUUGCAGCAAGACUUUAUAAAGUCAAAAGCCAUGAAUGUAGCCAUUAAAUGGCUUUUAAUAAAUGCAUUUGUAUUUUGAUUAACAAUCAUCUUUUAUAGGUUUAGCAAUGUGUUAUCAGUCUAGUGACUAUAUACUCCACUCUGGUGGUGACAGCCAGACAUAAUGAUCUGUAUUGUAUUUUCGCGCAUUUAUUUGAAACUAUCAUAGCAAGCUUGAUACAUGUAACUUUUGAAUGAAUGCUUACUUGGAAAUGCCUGAAGCAUUUAUUGUCUUUUAUGAUCUAUCACUAUGCAUUUUGUGGGUAAUUCUUGCAUUUGUGAAAGCUUUGGUUUCCUAGUAUCUGACACACAUUCCUUUCACCAGGUGAUGCAUUCAUAGGCACACACAUGCACGCGCACACACACACCUAGAGAGACACAGAGGCAUGCAACAUGUUCAUAUUCUUGCCAUACACAUCUCCAGACCACACCCUGCAGAGCUUGAAGAGAGUAUAUGCUACUCAUUUUAAACAAAGGCAACAUAUUUGGAAUAGUAAUGCAGACAUUGAAAAAUUGACUCUUGCUUUAAAUGUUAACUUCAAUCUGAAAAGCAAUUUUAUGGAAACUUAGUUUACUCAGCUUAUAAAUAUUGAAAUAAAAUUCUAAAAACGCCA